Messenger RNA from Chrysoperla carnea, 1061 nucleotides. It is a transcript of the gene Nubp1, whose product is annotated as cytosolic Fe-S cluster assembly factor NUBP1 homolog. Bases 111 to 1061 code for a protein of 316 amino acids. Gene Ontology annotation, molecular function: 4 iron, 4 sulfur cluster binding; ATP-dependent FeS chaperone activity; ATP binding. The record is from RefSeq and is a predicted model, not a curated record. Gene Ontology annotation, biological process: iron-sulfur cluster assembly. NCBI's taxonomy places the organism in Eukaryota, Metazoa, Arthropoda, Insecta, Neuroptera, Chrysopidae. The transcript has 6 exons. Gene Ontology annotation, cellular component: cytosol.
GUCUGUGAUCAAAAAUAAUAAUUUUAGUCAUAUGAGGAAACGUCAAAAUUAAUUGACACUUGACUUUGAUUAUCUUGAUAAAAGUUUUUAUUUUAUGAAUUAGUUAAAAAAUGAGUGCAAAUGAUGAGAAUAUUCCGGAACACUGUCCAGGGCCAGCAAGUGAGGAUGCAGGAAAAAAAGAUGCAUGUGCUGGAUGUCCUAGCAGAACAUUUUGUGCUUCUGGUGCAGGUAAACAAGAUAAUCAGGAGGCAAUAAAUGCAGUUACAAAUCGCCUCUCAAAUGUUAAGAAUAAAAUAGUAAUUUUGUCUGGAAAGGGUGGUGUUGGGAAAAGUACAGUAACAGCUUUAAUAGCUAGGCAAUUAGCAGCUUCUCAAUCUGAUAGAAAUGUUGCUGUCCUUGACAUCGACAUUUGCGGUCCAUCACAGCCUCGAGUUUUGGGUGUUUUAGGUGAAUCAGUUCAUCAAUCUGGAUCGGGUUGGUCACCAGUUUAUGUUGAGGAUAAUUUAUCAGUAAUGUCUAUUGGAUUUUUAUUGAGUUCUGCUGACGAUGCUGUGGUAUGGCGAGGACCAAAGAAGAGUGGUAUGAUACGCCAAUUUCUAGCAGAUGUUGAUUGGGGAUCUUUAGAUUAUUUAUUAAUUGAUUGCCCCCCUGGUACAUCCGAUGAACAUUUAUCAAUUACAAGUUUCUUAUCCAAUGCUGGAUUAACUGGUGCAAUUAUUGUCACAACCCCCCAAGAAGUAGCCUUAUUAGAUGUAAGAAAAGAAAUCGACUUUUGUCGAAAAGUUGGUGUUCAAGUAAUCGGUGUAGUCGAAAAUAUGACAGAGUUCGUAUGUCCAAGAUGUAAGGCUAAAUCGGAAAUAUUUCCAGCUGUAACAGGAGGUGCAAAAGAAAUGUGUGCAGAUUUAAAAAUUCAGUUAUUAGGUGCCUUGCCAGUAGAACCUAAAGUGGCUCGGGCCGCUGACGAAGGUUCUGAUUUUUUAUCUACAGUAAAUGAAGAAUCGUUGGUUAAAAAAGAAGUAAAAAAUAUUGUGCAAAAUGUGAUCAACUUUUGUGAAAAAUGA